AGCUGUGAAGAAGGUGGUUAAACCAGCUGCCAAACCAACGAAGAAGGCACCAGCCAGGAAAGCAUCGAGGAAAAAAUGUCAGGAAGAGGCAAGACCGGAGGAAAGGCCAGAGCGAAGGCCAAGACCCGUUCAUCCCGGGCCGGGCUCCAGUUCCCCGUUGGCCGUGUCCACAGACAUCUGAGGAAGGGUAACUACGCCCAUCGUGUCGGUGCCGGAGCCCCGGUGUACCUGGCCGCUGUGCUGGAGUACCUGACCGCUGAGAUCCUGGAGUUGGCUGGAAACGCCGCCCGGGACAACAAGAAGAGCCGUAUCAUCCCCCGCCACCUGCAGCUCGCCGUCCGCAACGACGAGGAGCUGAACAAGCUGCUGGGAGGAGUUACCAUCGCUCAGGGAGGCGUGCUGCCCAACAUCCAGGCUGUGCUGCUGCCCAAGAAGACCGAGAAGCCCGCCAAGAAGUGAACACCCUGAACCCGCUUCAACAAACACCCCAAAGGCUCUUUUAAGAGCCACCCACUUCUAACUAAAGAACAUUCCCCUCUUCACUACACAAAUACUUAAAGGCCCAGAACAGUGAUCUUGCCCUAUAUGUA
Messenger RNA from Trematomus bernacchii (emerald rockcod), 590 nucleotides. Its product is annotated as histone H2A-like. Gene Ontology annotation, molecular function: structural constituent of chromatin; protein heterodimerization activity; DNA binding. The coding region runs from base 76 to 459 and encodes 127 amino acids. The record is from RefSeq and is a predicted model, not a curated record. Gene Ontology annotation, cellular component: nucleosome. Lineage: Eukaryota; Metazoa; Chordata; Actinopteri; Perciformes; Nototheniidae. The transcript is spliced from 2 exons.